Cuscuta europaea is the source of this 588-nucleotide messenger RNA. The record is from the annotation of a GenBank genome assembly. NCBI's taxonomy places the organism in Eukaryota, Viridiplantae, Streptophyta, Magnoliopsida, Solanales, Convolvulaceae.
GAGUUGUUUGGACGAGAAGCGGCUGAUUGCAGAGACACACCCAUAAGUACUGGUCGUGGGAGCGGCUUUAUCCCCAUGGAGAUUGAGGCAGUUGUGGAUUCAAGUAUGUUGCUUAAGAUACAAGUGAAAAAGGAGAAUCUUAACAACUAUAGCUCUAUUUUUAGUGUUAUGAGGUUUACCAAGGAUGUUGCACUAAUUGAGAAAUUCGUCGGGAAACAUGGUGACGACAAGGUUGGUUCCUCCGAUAAUGAAAUGUCAACUCCUGUGAAGUUUAAGGACACGGAGAACAACAGAAAUGAUGCUCAUGGUGCGAAAAAGGAAUUGCUCGGGGAGUUUUCAUCUAGCGCUUCAUCUAAGAAAGUGAAAGUUGUGGUCAAAAAUGAGAAGGAAGCUUAAUGAUGUACUCCGUACUAUUUGUGAAAUAAUUGUUUGGGGACUUUACGACAUUUUUGCCUAUUUUAAUUUCUAACGUGUGAUGAACAUUUCAGUUCUGCUUAUUUUGGAUAUUAUGUGGUGACAUUGUAGUUUUGCCAGAAGAUAAUGGUAUUUUGUUUGAUUUAUGUUUUUUUGAAAUGAUAUACUUCAUAU